CAAGAGACAUUGAACUCUAAGUCGUCUCCAGCUGAAGGAAAACAGCCAACACUUCCCUACAGUGUAAAUUCAAACAGGGGGAAAAUGAACAUCACUAACUGUACCCCAGAAGCCAGUGUGGCUGUGACACCGAAGACCAUCACUGAGAAGAUGCUCAUUUCCAUGACUCUAGUGAUCAUCACCACCUUGACAAUGUUGUUGAAUGCAGCCGUUAUCCUGGCCAUCUGCACCACCAAGAAGCUCCACCAGCCUGCCAACUACUUGAUCUGUUCUCUGGCUGUGACAGACCUCCUGGUGGCAGUUCUUGUCAUGCCUCUGAGCAUCAUGUACAUUGUCAUGGACAGCUGGAAGCUUGGGUACUUCAUCUGCGAGGUGUGGCUGAGUGUAGACAUGACCUGCUGCACCUGCUCCAUUCUUCAUCUCUGUGUCAUUGCCCUGGAUCGGUACUGGGCCAUCACCAAUGCUAUUGAAUACGCCAGGAAGAGGACUGCCAAAAGGGCGGGGCUGAUGAUCCUCAUUGUCUGGACCAUCUCCAUCUUCAUCUCCAUGCCCCCUCUGUUCUGGAGGAGCCACCGCCGGCUCAGCCCACCUCCGAGUCAAUGCACCAUCCAGCAUGACCACGUCAUCUACACCAUUUACUCCACACUGGGGGCCUUUUAUAUCCCUUUGACUUUGAUCCUGAUUCUCUACUACAGGAUUUAUCAUGCAGCCAAGAGCCUCUACCAAAAACGAGGAUCAAGCCGGCACUUAAGCAACAGAAGCACAGACAGCCAAAAUUCUUUUGCUAGUUGUAAACUUACCCAGACUUUCUGUGUGUCUGACUUCUCCACCUCAGACCCUACUACAGAAUUUGAAAAGAUCCACACUUCCAUCAGGAUCCCUCCCUUCGACAACGAUCUAGAUCACCCAGGAGAACGCCAGCAAAUCUCUAGCACCAGGGAGCGAAAAGCAGCACGCAUCCUGGGCCUGAUUUUGGGUGCAUUUAUUUUGUCCUGGCUUCCAUUUUUUAUCAAGGAAUUGAUUGUAGGUCUGAGCAUAUGCACUGUGUCCUCUGAAGUAGCUGACUUCUUGACCUGGCUUGGUUAUGUGAAUUCUCUGAUUAACCCCCUGCUCUACACGAGUUUUAAUGAAGACUUUAAGCGGGCCUUUAAAAGGCUUAUUAGGUGCCGAGAACAUGCAUAGAUGUAAAAAGCCAAAAGGCAAGACUUUUAUCAGCCUCAUGAAUGGUUAAGCGUGUAGGUACAACUUAAUAUUUUUUAGCAUAAUUGGUUCAGGAGAGGUUGUAAGUAUAUGUCAUCUUGAUUUUUGUUUGCUUAGUUCUGUUUUGUUUGAGGCUUGUUGUUUAGUGUUCUGUUUCUACCUCUGG
Messenger RNA from Echinops telfairi (small Madagascar hedgehog), 1366 nucleotides. It is a transcript of the gene HTR1E, whose product is annotated as 5-hydroxytryptamine receptor 1E. Gene Ontology annotation, biological process: chemical synaptic transmission; G protein-coupled receptor signaling pathway, coupled to cyclic nucleotide second messenger. The coding region runs from base 85 to 1182 and encodes 365 amino acids. Gene Ontology annotation, molecular function: neurotransmitter receptor activity; G protein-coupled serotonin receptor activity. The record is from RefSeq and is a predicted model, not a curated record. Lineage: Eukaryota; Metazoa; Chordata; Mammalia; Afrosoricida; Tenrecidae. Gene Ontology annotation, cellular component: dendrite; plasma membrane. The transcript has a single exon.